Hemiscyllium ocellatum (epaulette shark) is the source of this 1683-nucleotide messenger RNA. RefSeq names its product copine-4. NCBI's taxonomy places the organism in Eukaryota, Metazoa, Chordata, Chondrichthyes, Orectolobiformes, Hemiscylliidae. The transcript has 15 exons. Bases 1 to 1677 code for a protein of 558 amino acids. The record is from RefSeq and is a predicted model, not a curated record. Gene Ontology annotation, biological process: cellular response to calcium ion. Gene Ontology annotation, molecular function: calcium-dependent phospholipid binding. Gene Ontology annotation, cellular component: plasma membrane.
AUGAAGAAGAUGAGCAACAUCUAUGAGUCAGCCGCAAACACGCUGGGGCUGUUUUCCAGCCCCUGCCUGACGAAGGUGGAACUGCGAGUAUCGUGCAAAGGCAUAUCGGACCGAGAUGCACUCUCCAAACCAGAUCCCUGUGUCAUCCUUAAAAUGCAGUCACACGGACAAUGGCUGGAGGUUGACAGGACUGAGGUUAUCCGGACAUGCAUCAACCCAAUCUUCUCCAAAGUUUACACAGUGGAUUUUUACUUUGAGGAGGUUCAGCGCCUGAGGUUUGAAGUGCACGAUAUUGGCAGCAAUCACUUACACAAUGGGGUGAAGGACAGUGAGAUUCUCGGUGGGAUGGAAUGCACCCUUGGCCAGAUUAUUUCCCAGAGGAAGCUUUCUAAAUCCCUGAUGAAGCACGGAAACACUGCUGGAAAAUCCUCGAUAACAGUCAUUGCAGAAGAACUGUCCGGAAACGAUGAUUAUGUGGAGUUGACAUUCAGUGCAAGAAAACUCGAUGAUAAGGACUUUUUCAGCAAAUCAGACCCGUUUCUUGAAAUUUUCAGGAUGAAUGAUGAUGGAACACAGCAACUUGUACACAGAACAGAGGUUAUCAUGAACAAUCUAAAUCCAAUGUGGAAAACGUUUAAAGUCUCGGUAAAUUCCCUCUGCAGUGGAGAUCAUGAUCGGAAAUUAAAAUUGAUAGUCUGGGAUUGGGACUCCAAUGGCAAACACGACUUUAUUGGCGAAUUUACAUCGACCUUUGUAGAAAUGCGUGGGGCAAUGGAUGGCAGACAGGUUCAAUGGGAAUGCAUCAACCACAAAUACAAAGUCAAGAAGAAAAACUAUAAGAACUCUGGCAUCGUCAUUCUCAACCACUGUAAAAUCCACAAGAUGCACUCGUUCCUGGAUUACAUCAUGGGCGGGUGUCAGAUUCAGUUUACAGUCGCUAUAGAUUUCACAGCCUCGAACGGGGAUCCAAGGAACAGCUGCUCCCUCCACUACAUCCACCCGUACCAGCCGAACGAAUACCUGAAAGCUCUGGUGGCUGUGGGUGAGAUCUGCCAAGACUAUGACAGUGACAAGAUGUUCCCAGCCUUUGGAUUUGGAGCAAGAAUACCACCAGAUUCUAAAGUCUCUCAUGACUUUGCAAUCAACUUUAAUGAAGACAACCCUGAGUGUGCAGGGAUACAAGGAGUAGUAGAAGCUUAUCAGAAGUGCCUUCCGAAAAUCCAACUUUAUGGACCAACAAACAUUGCCCCAAUUAUCCAGAAAGUGGCCAGCUCAGCGUCUGAGGAAAUGCACACCAAGGAAGCGACGCAAUACUUCAUCCUCCUGAUCCUGACGGAUGGAGUCAUCACGGAUAUGGCUGACACCAGGGAUGCCAUUGUCCAUGCCUCCCACCUUCCCAUGUCAGUGAUCAUCGUGGGAGUGGGCAACGCCGAUUUCAGUGACAUGCAGAUGCUGGAUGGAGAUGACGGGAUUCUCCGCUCCCCGAAAGGAGAGCCCGUUCUGCGAGACAUUGUCCAGUUUGUACCGUUCAGGAACUUCAAGCAUGCAUCCCCUGCUGCUCUCGCAAAGAGUGUCCUCGCUGAGGUCCCGAACCAAGUGGUGGACUAUUACAACGGAAAAGGAAUUCCUCCAAAAUGUCUGUCGGAUUAUGAGUCUUCCCGAACACUUGCACCGUAAUACUUU